AUGCAAAAGCAAAUUUUAUGUAUAAUAAAGAUAAUGAAUUAUACGAUGAUGCAGAAGUAAAAUUUAAAUUUUACAAAGAGUUACAAGAGAAACUAGGUACAACGUUAAUAAUUCAAAUAACUGUUGAAGAAAUCAAACAGAGGUGUUCUGAUCUUAGACAAGCAUUUUGUAAAAUAGACAAUAAAUAUCUACGAAAGGAAAAUGUGACUUAUUGGGAAAUAAGAUGCAUUUCCAGUAUAAGAAAUCAUUAUGAAAAUAAAACUACUCUACAUAAGGGUAACGAGGAGUCUUCAUCAAAGUUUAAACGUAAAGCAUUAAACAAUUCUGCAGCAAGCUUGCAUCACUGUGUAAUUCUCAACGAUCCUAUCAAGUCUUUACCUACCACUAAAUUAAAAAUGAUUAGACUCCAAAAGAUAUUAAGAAGCAUUGAACAGUUUUCAAAGCGUCAAAUGAAGUGAUCUUUCUACGUUAUUAUUAGA
This is a messenger RNA of Trichogramma pretiosum, 479 nucleotides long. RefSeq lists its product as uncharacterized. The record is from RefSeq and is a predicted model, not a curated record. The transcript is spliced from 2 exons. Bases 18 to 458 code for a protein of 146 amino acids. Lineage: Eukaryota; Metazoa; Arthropoda; Insecta; Hymenoptera; Trichogrammatidae.